AUGACGGCCGCCGCGGACAUCCACCAGCAGUCCGACCUCAUCCAGAACCUCCUGCGCGACGCCCAGAAAACCAGCGAGAACAUCAACAAGGACAUCGAGACCCUCAAGCGGAGCCUGUUCAAGGCGAACCAAGAGCUCCACGUCGCGCGGGAGCGGCAGAACCACACCCUCGCCGAGAUCUCCGGCGCGCAGGUGCAGGGCAAGAAUCUGAACUACCGCAUGAACCAGCUCGACAACGAGGCCUUCUCCCAGCAGACGAUCCUGUACGGCAUCGAGUUCAACGUCCAGCAGAUGGAGAAGAAGGUCCAGCGAGUCAAGGGCGAGCACACCGACGAGGAGCGCCGCGAGCUCGAGGGGAAGAUCCAGCUGCUGCAGUCCACGCUGGACGAGCUGGACCAGCAGCACCGCGUCCUCGACGUGCAGGUGAAGCGCGUCCGCGAGGAGCUCCGGCAGUCCAACCUGGCGGCCGACAAACUCACCAAAACCAAAACGCAGCUCCGCGAGCGGGUCACCCGGUUCGAGCUGGAGUGCGGGCACUGCGAGCAGGAGGCGCGGGCGCUCGAGCGGGCCCUGGAGGACGGCCUGAUCAACUUCGACACCAUCCACCUGCAGCUCAAGCGCGCCAAGCGCGCGCUCGGGCGCCGCGCCGAGGCCCUCUUCGACGUCCAGGAGAAGAAGCACCAGCUCGAGGCGGACAUCGCGGAGAGCCUGGCGACGAUCGCCGCGCACCACGACGGCCUCCGCAUGGCCCACAAAAUCGCCGAGGAGGAGCGCCGCCGCCUGGCGGCGGACCACCAAACCCGCGCGAAGGCCCUCGCCGCCCUGCGCCAUCGCCACGCGGUGGCCGUCGGGCACAUCGACCCCGCCCACGCCCGGCUCACGCAGGCCCAGCUCGUCCUCGACGCCGCGAAGGAGCGCGAGGGCCUGCAGCAGCGCGGCGACGGCCUCGACGCCCGGGUCCGCCGCACCGAGAAGGAGCUCCUCAAGCUCGAAAAGGCCAUCGCCGUCCUCAAAGGCAGCAACGCCGACUACAAACACAAACUCGAUGUCGUCAAGGACGGCGACGACGAGCUCCGCACGAAAACAACGCUGAUGGCGAAGCUGCGCGAGCUGAAGUCGCUCAUGAGCGGCCGCCUGCUCCGCGCGAACGACUACCAGGCCACGCUGGAGGUCAAACAAAGCGACCUCCAGCGCCUCGCGGUCGACCUGGCGAAGACCCGCCACGCCGUGGAGGAGCUCCGCCAGGACUGCGAUCGCGCCGCCGCGGCGGUUUUAAACGCCCGGGAGGAGGUCAUCCGCUGCGAGCAGGCCAUCGCCAAGGCCAAAAACGUCGUCGACCCGGUCGUGAUUCGCAAUAUCGAGCUCGCGGAAACAAGCGAGCGGCUCGGCCACGCGGUGCGGUAUUUAAUGCACUGCUCCCGCGGCGCAGGGAAGGAGGUCUACGCCGCCGUCCGCCAGAUGAUCCUCGAUUUCCACAUCCCCCUCGACUCCGCCAGCGUGGAGGCCUGA
Molecule: messenger RNA, 1509 nt
Organism: Phytomonas sp. Hart1
Lineage: Eukaryota; Euglenozoa; Kinetoplastea; Trypanosomatida; Trypanosomatidae
Source: the annotation of a GenBank genome assembly